Messenger RNA from Otolemur garnettii (small-eared galago), 2991 nucleotides. It is a transcript of the gene DENND2C, whose product is annotated as DENN domain containing 2C. The record is from RefSeq and is a predicted model, not a curated record. The transcript has 18 exons. NCBI's taxonomy places the organism in Eukaryota, Metazoa, Chordata, Mammalia, Primates, Galagidae. Bases 190 to 2991 code for a protein of 933 amino acids.
GAUUAUUCAAGAUAGAAUUGCAGUCAUUUCCAACAAGGAUGGAUGAUCAAAAUUGUUCCUUUUAAAAAAAGAAUUUUCCAAGUUAAACACGAAAAGAAAAUAUUGAAAUCAUGUGAAUUCUGACAGGAUAAAGAAUACAGUAUCGCACAGUUACUUGUAAUGGAACCGUUGUAAGAGUCAUCACUUCUCAUGCACCCAACUGGGAACAUGGAUGUUGGUUUUUCUCGUUCUGCUGUUCAGACACUAUCAAGAAGCCACUGCAAAAACAUCAAACAAAAAAUUUCUCAGUGGGAAGGAAGGGCGAAUGGGGUAUCUAAUCCAGAAAAGUGGCGUCCAAAGGACUUCGGAGUGAGAUAUAAUAAUUGUCACCAAGAGAUUCUUCCUAAGAAAAAUCCUGUUGCUGAGGGAAAGACCAAAAAGUUGGAUGUAGCCUGCUCUCAAAACGUGGGCCUGGAUAUAAAUGAAAGUGCCAAAAGCUGUGAUGAAAGCGAGGAUGGAAUUGAGCAACGUGAUACACGAUUGUUUAAAAAUGAAUCAGAAUCCAGUUGGGUCUGUUCUCAAGUCAAACAAAUUGAAAGGUGUAAAGAAGUUAUUUUAGAUCCAGAAACUUCAUUACCUCCAGGAAACUUCUAUACUUCACAAAUAUUGUGGAAGAAAAUAGAAGCAGUUCCCCCAGAUAAAGUCUUCAAUUUGGCUUUAGGACGUUGUGACUCUUCAGAAAAAGAACUGAAUUUUAGAGUUCUGGACAGUUCAUAUGGAGUAACUAAGAGCUUAGAAAAUAUUUACUCUGAACCUGAGGGUCAAGAAUGUGGACUUUCUAUAAAUCCUUUGCCAAAACCUCGUAGGACAUUCAGAUAUUUAUCUGAAUCUGGUGCUUUGCCAUAUAAAGAAAAAAACUGUGACAAAAAAUACUGUGAAAAUAAUAUUUGUGCAGAAUCUUCUUUGGCUUCUUCUCAGGAACCUGAACCAAAGAAAUAUGGUGGCAAAAUUAGAGGACGAUCUAAAAGGAAAUCCUUUGAAUUUGAGGAUAUUCAGCACUUUCGAAGUCGAAAUUCACAGAGGAUUCAUGAAGAACUGGGAAGAAACUCUGGUUCGGCACUUUAUUACACACAGUCUGAGGACAACAUCUAUGAGGAUAUCAUAUAUCCAAGCAAAGAAAAUCCAUAUGAAGAUAUUCCAGUGCAGCCUCUGCCCAUGUGGAGAUCUCCUUCAGCAUGGAAGCUACCACCCCCCAAGUAUGCUUUCAAGGCACCCAAGCUUCCUCCGAAACCUCAAUUCCUUCACCGGAAGACCAUGGAACUGAAAAACUCACAGGCUUAUUUAUGGCCAAAGCGAACGAAGGAUACCACGUUGCCUGUCACAUUAACUGAAUGGAAGCUUUUCCGAGAUGGAGAAGUUGCAAAUGGGAAAAAGAAAAAUCUUCCAAGGCUUGUUUUAAAAAUAGAUGACAUAUUUGAAUCUAAGAGAGGGAAGAAGAGGGUGAAGUUACACCCCUAUCCUGGAAAGGAAGUAGUGCCUCCUGCAAAAGGUGAAACUAGUGGGAACGAAAGUGAUGCCGAGUAUCUGCCAAAGAAUCGCCACAAGCGCUUAGCACAACUGCAGCAGUCUUCCAAGAGGAAUCCUCACUACCAGACCUUGGAGCGGGAUCUCAUUGAAUUACAGGAGCAGCAGCUGUUUGAACUUUUUGUGGUGGUGUCUCUACAGAAGAAACCAUCAGGAAUAAGCUAUAUUCCCCAGAUCAUACAGCAAUUCCCAAGCAAGGGGGAUCAUGGCUAUAAGCAAUCCAAAGAUACCGAAGAGAGGCUCAAAGUUAUUCCCAAAUUUUGUUUUCCUGACUCAAAGGACUGGGUGCCAACCUCAGAACUCAAGAGUGAAACAUUCUCCUUUGUACUGACUGGUGAGGAUGGAAGCCGGUGGUUUGGUUACUGUAAGAAGCUCCUGCCAGAAGGCAAAGGAAAACGACUCCCUGAAGUAUACUGCAUGGUUAGUCGCCUAGGCUGUUUCAAUCUUUUUUCAAAGAUUCUGGAUGAAGUAGAGAAGAGAAGAGAAAUGUCUCCAGCCCUUGUUUACCCAUUCAUGCAAAGUGUCAUGGAAGCUCCCUUCCCAGCUCCUGGACGCACUAUCACCGUUAAGAGCUACCUCCCUGGGGCUGGAGAUGGGUCAAUUGAACUCUGCCGACCGCUAGACUCCCGACUGGAACAUGUCGAUUUUGAAUGUCUCUUUAAAUGCCUGAGCGUGUGUCAUCUCAUCCGAGUCUGUGCUUCUCUCCUUUUGGAGCGUAGGGUAAUCUUUGUUGCCAACAGCCUAAGUACUCUGUCCAAAUGUGGCCAUGCUGUGGUAGCCACACUGUAUCCAUUCACCUGGCAGCAUACCUACAUCCCAGUCCUGCCAGUAUCUAUGAUCGACAUUGUGUGCUCACCGACUCCAUUCCUUAUUGGAAUCCUGUCUUGCUCCUUACCACAGCUCCAGGAUCUACCCAUUGAGGAGGUGCUAAUAGUUGAUCUCUGUGCAGACAAGUUCUUACAGGAGGUAUCUGAUGAGGAAGAAAUUUUACCACCUAAACUUCAAGCUGCCCUAGUGCAGAUUUUGGAAGAACGAAAUGAAAUCUUGGUUCAGGAGCAGGAUUUUCCCAAAGAUGUGACACUCAACUCUCUGGUGUCUGAAGCAUUUGUCAGGUUUUUUGUGGAGCUGGUAGGACAUUACUCUUUGAAUAUGACUGUCACUGAGCGUGGAGAGCGUGUAUUCCAAAGGGAGCCAUUCCGUAAGUCCCACACCUCCCGAAGUGUACGCCAUUUCCUCAAUCUCUUUAUGGAGACUCAGAUGUUUGCAGGAUUCAUCCAGGACCGAGAGCUUCGGAAAAGUGCGGUUAAAGGAUUGUUUGAGGUCCGGGCCCACCAGUAUUUGGAAACAAUUUCUGAGUCUGAGCCCAGUGGGAUGAAUAGAAUUUUGCGGAGUCUUGGAAGUAAAAUGAAGUUUCUGCAGAAGAAAUGA